AUGGUGGCGCACGUGGCGAUUGCCACGUGGACGAUGGCGGCGACCACCUGGACUCUAGAGCGCCUCACCGCGGCCGGCGCCGACGUCGAGGCUCUCCGAUCUUCUUGCAGUGACAAGGCGGCGCUGCACGAGCAGCUCAAGGCUCUCGGCGUGGCCAAGCUCGGCAUGGUCGACCUCGUCGGCGACGGCGGCGUGCUCAAGCGCGUGCGGCGCGAGGGCGCGGCGGGUGGCGACCGCCCUCCCGUACCGAGCCGCGUCAAGCUCCGCUGGGUCGGGCGCCUCGCCGCCGACGGGAGGCGGUUCGAGUCGGGCGUGGUGGAGACGGCGCUCGGGGACGGCUUGCUCGUGCGCGGGCUCGAGCGCGGCCUGCGCUCGAUGGCGCGCGGCGAGGAGGCGUCCUUGCUGCUGCGGCCAGAGUACGCGUUCGGCCCGUCUGGCCGCCCCGCCGCCGGGGAAGGGUUCGCGGACGUGCCUGGAGGGGCGUCGGUGAUGUUCGAAGUCGAGCUGAUCGGCUGGACGGCCCCGAAGCGCGAGGUGUGGGAGAUGGGCGCCGGCGAGGUGCUGGACGAGGCGGCCAGGCUCAAGGCGUCCGGCGGCCAGGCGGUCGGCGCGAAAGACUACACCGGUGCGCUGGCAGCGUACCGGGCCGCGGCGCGGCUGCUGCCCGACGAUGCGCCGCUGGAGGGGUACGCGUCGCUCGGCGAGCUGCGCGCCCCCGCGGGGAGGGAGGAGGAGGCGCGCCAGCUGCUGGUGGCGUGCCGGCUCAACGAGGCCGCCUGCUGCCUGCGCUGCGACGAGUGGGCGGCCGCCGCCGCCGCCUGCGACGCCGCCGUCAGCCGGCUCUCGGACCCUCUUGGGGCGGAGGCUGAGGCGAACGUGAAGGCGCUGUUCCGGCGGGCGAAGGCGCUCUCUCGCUCCUCGGACUUUGGCGCGGCGCGGCGCGACUUGCGCGAGGCGGCGAGGCUGGCGCCGACGAACCGCGAGGUGCGCGAGUUGUGGUCGGAGCUGAGGCAAGCCGAGGAGCGGCGCGAGGCCGGCGGCAAGGCGUUGCUGGCCAAGAUGGGCGCGGCGGGCGGGCGGGGCGGGCUGUACAAGGGGAUUCACCUGAAGCCGCGGCGGCGCAGCACGCGCCCCUCGCGUCUG
This is a messenger RNA of Emiliania huxleyi CCMP1516, 1143 nucleotides long. RefSeq lists its product as hypothetical. The annotation marks the transcript as partial. The record is from RefSeq and is a predicted model, not a curated record. Gene Ontology annotation, molecular function: peptidyl-prolyl cis-trans isomerase activity; protein binding. Lineage: Eukaryota; Haptophyta; Isochrysidales; Noelaerhabdaceae. The transcript is spliced from 14 exons.